UACCGCUCGGCUCACUCACACGGUUCACGGUUAAGAUGCGUUUUCGGUGAACGCGCCGCAGGUGAAUGCAGUUGCCUUCUUAUGUUUGUCACAUUUACGCCCCGUAUUGUAUAUACUCGUCCCUUAAUAUUCCACGUUGAAAGAAACACGUUUCCACAAUCCCUGACACUCAACUCACCUUCCAAUCGUUAUGGCAACGCGGGUUCGACCGAGCAGUAAACGCUGCGCAGUCAUCGGGGGGUCCGGCUUCCUGGGCAGACACCUGGUGGAGAAGCUGGUGGAUCGAGGCUACUCCGUGCAUGUGUUCGACAUCCGUCAGAGCUACGAACUCCCUGGAGUCACCUUCCACCAGGGAGACCUCUGCGACAAACAGGCUCUGCUGUUGGCUAUGAAGGAUGUGUCCCUGGUCUUCCACUGUGCCUCCCCGGCCCCCGCCAGCGAUGACCGCAGGCUGUUUGAGAGGGUCAACAUCGAGGGCACGCGCACCGUCAUCGACGCCUGCAACGAGGCUGGAGUGCAGAAACUGGUCCUGACCAGCAGUGCCAGCGUGGUGUUCGAAGGGACGGAUGUGAAGAACGGGGCGGAGGAUCUACCAUACGCCAAGAAGCCCAUCGACUACUACACUCAGACCAAGAUUCAGCAAGAAAAGCUGGUCCUGGAGGCUUGUGACAAGGGGAAGGGUCUCCUCACAGUUGCCAUCCGGCCUCACGGCAUCUUUGGCCCUCGGGACCCACAGCUGGUUCCCAUUCUAGUGGACACUGCUCGCAGGGGCAAGAUGAAGUUCAUCAUUGGUGACGGAACCAAUCUGGUGGACUUCACCUUCGUGGAGAAUGUAGUUCAUGGCCACAUCCUUGCUGCUGAACGCCUGAGGCCAGACUCUCCCAUAUGUGGCAAACCAUACCACAUCACCAACGACGAGCCGGUUAGGUUCUGGGACUUCAUGUCCGAGGUGCUGGUGGGUCUAGGAUACGCCGCUCCCCGCUACCACCUCCCUUACGCCCUAGUGUACGGCCUGGCCCUGCUCCUCUGGCUGCUGGCUCUGAUCCUGCGCCCUCUAGUGUCCUUUAAACCCACCUUCACACCAAUGAGAGUGGCUCUGGCUGGAACCCAUCACUACUACAGCUGCGACCGGGCCAAGCGGGACCUGGGCUACAAGCCGCUGGUCAGUCUGAAGGACGGCAUAGCGCGCACAGUGCAGAGCUACCCUCACCUCAGACAAGGAGCCUGAGGGUAGAAGGCCGAACAGUUACUCGCACUCAAGAAAUGAGGAGAACCGGCACGGACGAUUCAAAGUGAGGCAACAGAAAGUUUUAUGUUUAUCCAAAGCUCCCAGCGUGACACCGAUUUAGUGCCUUCUCAACCGUUAUGCACAUUUCCACCAGCAGAUGGCGGCCAGUCCUUUAAUGAAUUUGGUCAUCGCACCGCGGUCUGGUUUAUUUCAAGUUUUAAAGCACUUGGUGAACAGUUAAGUAACUCGCAUGUACAGAUCUUACACUGUGAAAAAUGGAAUUACUUUGAAAUAUUCUUGUAUUUUGUUCAUCAUGUACUGUACACACAUUGCGAUGUUGUAUGUCAAAAUGCCUUAAUAUAUUCCACUAAACCACAA
Messenger RNA from Pungitius pungitius (ninespine stickleback), 1606 nucleotides. RefSeq names its product NAD(P) dependent steroid dehydrogenase-like (gene nsdhl). Gene Ontology annotation, molecular function: 3-beta-hydroxy-Delta5-steroid dehydrogenase (NAD+) activity. NCBI's taxonomy places the organism in Eukaryota, Metazoa, Chordata, Actinopteri, Perciformes, Gasterosteidae. The coding region runs from base 191 to 1228 and encodes 345 amino acids. The transcript is spliced from 7 exons. Gene Ontology annotation, biological process: steroid biosynthetic process. The record is from RefSeq and is a predicted model, not a curated record.